Zygosaccharomyces rouxii is the source of this 2916-nucleotide messenger RNA. It is a transcript of the gene RTT10, whose product is annotated as tRNA (34-2'-O)-methyltransferase regulator RTT10. Gene Ontology annotation, biological process: tRNA methylation. The record is from RefSeq and is a predicted model, not a curated record. The transcript has a single exon. Lineage: Eukaryota; Fungi; Ascomycota; Saccharomycetes; Saccharomycetales; Saccharomycetaceae. Gene Ontology annotation, cellular component: cytoplasm. Gene Ontology annotation, molecular function: protein binding. The coding region runs from base 1 to 2916 and encodes 971 amino acids.
AUGCAUUCUGUUUCUCACUAUGGACCUGCUUUGAGCGUCAAAUUUCUUGACAGGUUUGUUUACGCCGGUUAUGGUCCAUUUUUGCACGUUUACGAAUAUGCAACUGGUAAACUGGCUAAUAAAUGUCUUAUCUUCAAUAAAAACAAAGUUCACGGUGUGAGGAUUGGUGACAAUGGGUUAAUUCUUUGCUACGGCUCUAGAUCUGUUAAUUUGACGAGUAUUCAGGAUGUCCAUGAGAAAAGUAGCAUUGUGGAAAGUGAAAAGCAUACUAGUGAAUGGAUUAUUAGCGGGGAGUUUAAUUCCGACUGCAGUCAAUUCUAUUUAUUGACAUGCUAUGAUCGGGUCUUAACCUGUGAUUUGGAGUGCCAUGUUGUAAAGAAAAGUGCAGUUUAUGGUGAGAGAUCAAUUCUUUACUCAGGUUCGAUCAAAGUGGUUUCCGAGGAUAAAGUGUUUAUCAAUGCAGGUACCGUUAUGGGUGGAAUUAUAGUCUGGGAAUUAUUUAGUGAAACUCUAGUGGCAAAUCUGUUAGGACAUAGUGGGUCCAUCUUUUAUGUGGAGAUGAAUAGAGAUGGAUCAUUGAUAGCUAGUUGUUCUGAUGAUAGAUCUGUUAGACUUUGGGAUCUCAAGUCCCAAAAAGAAUUAUCUGUUGGUUGGGCUCAUACCGCCAGGAUUUGGCAUCUGCUGUUCUACAACAACGACACUCGAUUGAUUAGUGUUUCUGAAGACUGCACUUGCCGGGUAUGGGACAUCCAGAGCGGUAAACUGUUACAAAGUGCUAUCCACGAAGUUCAUUUGACGAAAAACGUUUGGUGCGUAGAUGUUAACGAGAAAGAUCAACUGGCCAUCACCUCGGGGAACGACGGGAGGCUAAGAUUGAUCUCGUUGACAGAACAAGAGAGUUUACAGAGGAAUUUUACCAUCAAGCAAAUUAGUGACGAUUCUAAAGUGCCGUUUGCUAAACAAGAAAUUAUCAAAGGUUUCCACUGGUUUUCCUUUGGACUUGUAGCCAUCACUUCUGAAGGCAAAAUUUUGCAGUAUGGUAAUCAAUGGAAGUUCUUAAUGCAAAAUCCACAGUUUAAAUCAUAUUCUAUGACUAAUGGAAUCAGUAAAGAUAACAUUGUCAUAUUUUCAAAUAACAAAUGUAAUUUGCUGAUACUUAAGUUUAAUUCUGAGGGUAGUGAAAUCGUUGCAAGUCGCGAGUUGCACGUCGAUACACUAACAAAGAGCCAAAACUGUAUGGUAUGUCGCCAUCACGAUAGAAAUGAAUUUUUUGUUACGCUAGAGUCUCCUAAUCCUCACGAUCCAUUUAUGUGCCUUAAAUUCGACACUGAUUCUUUAAAUCUGAGGGGUCAAUUUGGGUUAAAAAAACCAGAAUCGUUUGCCUCAUCAUGUUUAGAGAUCUACGAAUCUUUUCUUUUGGUUGGCUCUCGUUUUAGCGUCAUAGCUAUUUUCGAUCUUAAUAAUACGAGUCAAGAAUCACUGGUAUCCCGAAGGCUGACCCCUGGAGAUACUACUACUAGUAUCCAUUUAGUAGAAUUCUCUAUUGGUGGACCAGUUUUCGUUGUCACCAACAGGGAUGGUUACUACAAUUUUAUUAGAUUAAAAUUGGGCAAUCCAAUUGAAGAAUUGGAAAUCAUUCAUUCUAAUAGGACUGCUCGCGGAUUUUUGGAGGGUGCUUAUUACGAUAAUAAUGGAGACUUAAUCACAUAUGGGUUUAAAUCUGAAUUAUUCUACAUCUAUAACGAAACGCAAUGUUAUGAAAAGGCUGUACGAGUAUGCGGUGGUGCUCAUCGUCAAUGGGAACUAGCAAGGACCCCGGAAGGAUUUAUGCUAGUGUUCAUAAGAGCUUCUGAUUUGCAUUUCACAAGGGUGAUCGAACCUAAAGUGCCAGAAGUCUUACAAUGCGGUACACACGGCAGAGAAAUUAGAGACAUCGCACUAUUGAAGGAUUUCAAAUACAAGAAUGGUCAUUUAUUUUGUACCGCUUCAGAGGAUACUACUAUCAAAUUAUGCCAUGUCCACGAGAGUACCGGUCAAGUAACAACGUUUUGGACUCUAAGGAAGCACGUUUCCGGUUUACAGCGCUGUAAAUUUCUCAGUUCCAAACUUAUGAUAUCUUCGUCUGCCAGAGAAGAAUUGUUCUUAUGGGAACUAACUACGGAUUGUAACACCAAGCCUUAUAUCAAGUUUCGCCAGGCACUGCCCAUCUCCGGGAACAAUCCAGAUCUGAGAAUAACAGAUUUUUCUGUCAAGUUUGAAGGAUCAAAUUUUAUUUUGGCAGCAGUAUAUUCAGAUUCUGCAGUUAAACUCUGGCGUUAUAACCAUUUACAAAACAGAUUCCAAUUGGCAGUUGAAGGUCAUUACAAGACUUGUUGCAUAUUAAAUGCUUCCCUAUUUGAAUUUAAAAAUCAGUCGUACUUAAUGUUAUCUGCCACCGACGGUCAUCUGUCAUUGUACAAUCUAACGAAUACGAUGAACGGCGGAACGGUUUGUCCACUCCCAUCUGUUGAAUCAUCCAUUCAGAUCCAUCAGUCAAGUAUCAAAGCGAUGAACAUAUCUGUAGAUGACCAAAAUGACGCGGUCAGAGUGUACACUGGUGGUGAUGACAAUGCACUGGCCAUCUGCGCAUUCCAUUGGGAAAGUCAAACUAAAAGAUUACUACCGCACCUCAAAGAUGUCCAGAGAAGUGCAGCUUCCUCUACAAUCACUUCAUCUGAAUUGAUCAACGACGACAAACAGCUCGUGACUGCUUCCGUUGAUCAAAUAGUCAGAAUAUGGGACACUGAGAAUGACAAGCUUGUUUUACAGGAACAAAAAUACACAACUGUAGCGGACACAGGGUCGUUAGACGCUGUAAGUAAUUUACUACUUAUCGGCGGCGUGGGUCUUUCUGUAUGGAAGACCGAGCAUCAUUGA